AUGUUCUCCCAAAGGAUGCUUACCCCGGAAGCCUCACCGGAACCCGAGCCCCGAGCCUCGGGAUUGUGGCAGCCAAAAGCCACCACCACCACCACCACCGCAACACCAUCACAAAAACGAAAGCGUUCAUGGCCCUUCACAACAACGCGCCCAGUCAGCCCCCCUUCCUCCUCCUUGGGGACUGACCUCCUCUCCAGCAGCACCAGCGUCAAGGCGCUGUGGGAGAACGGCUGGAAGUCCGCCGCCAGGAAGGCCCUGCCCCCGUUCCAGGACGCAGACUACGACGACAUCGAGCCGAUCUUCGACAGCCUGAUCGACAGCGGCAUCGACGACGCCACCUCGCCCGAGUACACCCUCGCCUUCUACCCCAAGGCGCACGACCUGGCCCUGCGCGCCGAGAACGCGCUCCUGCAUCACAGCGACACCGCCCUGGCAGCGGCGCUGUACCUCCGCGCCUGCGCCCUGCUGCGCGUAGCGCGGUACUCACCCCCUCCCACCUCACCACACUCCUCGCCAUCCCACUCCGCCUGCCCCGCCCGCUCCCGCGCCUGGCAGCUCCAGAAAUCCUACCACGCCAAGGCCGGCCGCCUGUGGGCCGACAGCCCCCUGGACGAGGUGACGAUCCCGCACACGCACGACGCGGCCACCCAGCCCGACCCGUCAUCCUCCGCCGCCGCCUCGGCGGGCGUGCGCGACCGCGGCGACAGCGCCUCCAGGGCGGCGGUGAGGGCCAGCCGCCCGCAGAUCCCCCUCGCCGUGCGCCUGCCGCCCCGCACCCUCGCCACCGGCGCCCCCUGCCCGGCCGUCGUGGUCGCCACGGACGACCGCACCGCGCACGCGGCGCUGUGCGGGGCGCUGCUCGCGCGCGGGUGGGGGUGUGUUGUUGUCGAGGCGCCCGGGUGCGGGGACUGCCCGGUCCCCUCGCCGCGGAGCGGCGCCGAGGCUGAGGCGCUGUGGGCGUCCGUGCUGGAGUGGAUGUGGGCCAUCCGGGUGUUUGACAUGCGGCGCGUCGUCGUCUGGGCUGCUGGGGUGGAUGGCGCUGCCGGCCUCGCGGGGCUGCUUGUGGGCGGUGUUGGUGGUGCGCGGCGGGUGAGGGGGUGUGUCGCUGUCGCUGGGGCGGGCCCGUCUGUGUUGAGCGUCGCGGGUGGGGCUUCUGGGCGGGUUUUGGUUGUUUCUGACGAUCACGAUGCUGGUGUAGAGCUGAGCAUUGAGGCGGAUGGGCUCUGGACGCCUGUCGUGGGUGAUGAGCACCGCGAUGAUGAUGAUGACGAUGAGGGGCUUGUGCUUUUCGAGUAUGGAACUUUGGGCAUGGGUUCUGAGGCGGUUCGGUUGGCUGCUGCGAACGCUACGGCCGUAUAUGACUGGGUGGAGGAUCUUCUGAGCCUGGAUAUGGCGGUGUAA
Messenger RNA from Diaporthe amygdali, 1401 nucleotides. RefSeq names its product pigment biosynthesis protein ayg1. Bases 1 to 1401 code for a protein of 466 amino acids. The transcript has a single exon. Lineage: Eukaryota; Fungi; Ascomycota; Sordariomycetes; Diaporthales; Diaporthaceae. The record is from RefSeq and is a predicted model, not a curated record.